AUACUGUGCUUCUUGUACUUGCACUUCACCUCUACCGAAAUAUAUCAAAGAUGGCUACUAGUGUAAAAGAUCCCUUGAACGUUGAUAUUAACUCCAUUAAAAAGGGUGAAAUCCGUAUGGGUACAACCAUUACAGCCCUUAAAUACAAUGAAGGAGUGAUACUAGCCGCCGAUUCCAGGACGACAAUGGGUGCUUAUAUCGCCAACCGCGUGACGGACAAGUUGACUCAACUAACUGACAACAUUUGGUGCUGUAGAAGUGGUUCUGCCGCAGAUACUCAAGCAGUAGCCGACAUUUUGAAGUACUAUCUUUCCAUGUACGAAGUUCAAUAUGGUAUUGCUCCUACAGUUCACACAGCCGCGACUUUGGCUUCAGAAUUAUGCUAUGCGAAUAAAAACAUGUUAAGCGCUGGUCUCAUUAUUGGUGGCUAUGAUGAGAAAACUGGUGGUGAAGUUUACAGUAUUCCUUUGGGAGGAAGUCUUCAUAAGCAACCUUUAGCGAUUGGAGGUAGUGGUUCAGCGUUCAUUUACGGGUUUUGUGAUGCAAAUUUUAAAGAAAAUAUGACAAAGGAACAGGCUGUUGAAUUCCUUAGAUACGCUGUCGCCCUUGCUAUGGAACGCGAUGGUAGCAGCGGUGGCACCAUUCGAAUGGUAAUCUUGAACAAAGAAGGAAUGGAGCGUAAAUUUUUUGCAAUUAACACCGAGAACCCUAUUCCUAGCUUUAACCACUAAAUUUCUGCGCACCUAAAGAUUUAGUAAGAUUGUGGUUAUACUUAUGCAUCUUUUUUUAAAUGGACUACUUAACUCAAUACCUUUCCAUGACUACUUUUUUUAGAGAAAUUGUUGAUUAUAUAGUGAUGACAACCCGUACAAUGCAAAUAGAAUUUACAAUAUUUCCUUUUAUAUAUUUUUGGAAUUCGGUCUACAAUCAUAAGAUUUGGUCAACCUUCCAGUCCCAUAAUUAAGAAAAAUUAAAUGUAUUCCAUUAGAG
Molecule: messenger RNA, 990 nt
Organism: Schizosaccharomyces cryophilus OY26
Lineage: Eukaryota; Fungi; Ascomycota; Schizosaccharomycetes; Schizosaccharomycetales; Schizosaccharomycetaceae
Product: 20S proteasome component beta 1 Pre3
Exons: 5
Coding region: 51-731 (226 amino acids)
Cellular component (GO): proteasome core complex
Molecular function (GO): threonine-type endopeptidase activity
Source: RefSeq, a predicted model, not a curated record